Zerene cesonia (dogface butterfly) is the source of this 1716-nucleotide messenger RNA. RefSeq names its product NEDD8-activating enzyme E1 catalytic subunit (gene Uba3). Bases 278 to 1633 code for a protein of 451 amino acids. The transcript is spliced from 6 exons. The record is from RefSeq and is a predicted model, not a curated record. Gene Ontology annotation, biological process: protein neddylation. Gene Ontology annotation, molecular function: NEDD8 activating enzyme activity. Lineage: Eukaryota; Metazoa; Arthropoda; Insecta; Lepidoptera; Pieridae. Gene Ontology annotation, cellular component: cytoplasm; nucleus.
GAAUUUGAGAUUUUCCUUGACAGAUUACCGUCUAACGAUUAUCGUCGAUUUUUAAGAAUUACUGUAUUUGUAUGUGAAUAUAUAUUGUUUUCGAUGAAUUGGAAUUUACAGCCUAAAAUUUAAAUCCUUUCAAACACAACUAUUGAACAAAUUAUUAUCAAUAGUGAUCCAAAACAAUAAAUCGUCACAAAGUGUCAUUUUUUGGAUUUGCUGAAUAUUAUUAUUUGAUUCAUUGCUUACUCUUUGAUCAACAACAUAAAUCAAAAAAUCCACAAACAUGUCUUCAGGCGAAAUGCAAACCGCAGAUUAUCAACAGAGGCGAUGGCAUAAUAUCAGAAAAGUUUUGGAGCGAUCAGGCCCUUUUUGCCAUCCAGACUUUGAAGCUUCCGCUGAGAUACUUGAUUUCAUAAUGAAUUCUUGCAAAGUUCUUAUAGUUGGAGCAGGCGGCCUCGGCUGCGAGCUACUGAAGGACCUGGCUUUAAUGGGUUUCAAGAAGAUACACAUUGUAGAUAUGGAUACAAUAGAAUUGUCCAAUUUGAAUCGACAAUUUUUAUUUCGAAAAAAUGAUAUAGGUUUAUCAAAAGCAAAAUGUGCUGUUGAUUUUGUGAAUAGAAGGGUUCCUGGCUGUGAAGCUGUAGCCCACCACUGUCCAAUACAAGAUUUGGAUGACUGUUUCUAUCGCCAGUUUCACAUUGUUGUGUGCGGACUUGACUCCAUUGUGGCUAGGCGGUGGUUAAAUGGCAUGCUUAUGUCAUUGCUGCAGUAUAAUGAUGACAGAAGUUUAGACCAAAGCAGCAUAAUUCCCUUAGUGGAUGGUGGCACAGAAGGGUUUAAAGGUAAUGCAAGAGUGAUCUUACCUGGAAUGAGUGCAUGUAUUGAAUGCACUCUCGACUUAUAUCCACCCCAGAAGACAUUUCCAUUGUGUACAAUAGCAAAUACCCCGAGGUUGCCAGAACAUUGCAUAGAAUAUGUAAAGGUAAUACAGUGGGCUAAGGAAAAUCCGUGGGGAGGUUCUACUGCCCUUGACGGUGAUGACCCACAGCAUGUGGCGUGGGUGUAUGAGAAAGCUCAAGAGAGAGCAAUGAAGUAUGGAAUCUCUAAUGUUACAUACAGAUUAACACAGGGUGUCUUGAAGAACAUUAUACCAGCGGUAGCAAGCACUAAUGCAGCUAUCGCGGCAGCUUGUGCUACUGAGGUAUUUAAGUUAGCGUCAUCCUGUUGUGCGAAUAUGAACAAUUAUAUGGUUCUUAAUAUGUCUGAUGGUGUCUAUACUUACACAUUUAAUGCUGAAAAACGCACAGACUGUGUCGCAUGCAGUAACACAACACGAGUGAUAGAAAUUGAACCAGAUGCAACUUUACAAGCGAUUUAUGACAAAUUAUGUGAAGACAAUGCCUUCUUGAUGAAGAGCCCAGGUAUUACCACAAUUAUUAACGGUCGCAACAAGACACUAUACAUAUCUUCAAUAAAAAGCAUUGAAGAGAAGACAAGAGAUAAUUUAAAAAAGAAAAUUACAGAAUUAGGACUUUAUAAUGGUGCAGACAUUUUAGUGGCAGAUGUCACCACCCCUAACACAUUAACAAUAAAGUUGAAAUUUUCAGAAAGCAAUAAUGAUGUUGAUAUGUCGCGUUGAAAAGCAAUAAAGUAACCAAAUGCUUAUUGUUUUAUCAAUAAUAAUAGUUGAAAUAAAUGUGCUUCAAAUAAUACUGUUUUAAU